AACACCUACCAGACCGUCAAUUAUGGCUGGCGCCAGCCGAAUGGCUCCUUUGACGGCCUAAUGGGCCGCUUUCAGCGCUACGAACUGGACUUUGGCCAGCUGGCGAUCUUCAUGCGUUUGGACCGCAUUGCUCUCUGCGACUUUGUGGCCGAAACGUAUCGUGUGAGAGCCGGCAUCAUGUUUCGCCAGCCUCCGCUGUCAGCUGUGGCCAACAUCUUCUCGAUGCCGUUCCAGAUAGAUGUUUGGAUCUCGAUAAUCGUGCUGGUGGUCAUAACUAUUGUAGUGAUGCUACUGGAAAUGCUUUUCUCGCCGCACACGCACAAGAUGUCCUACAUGGACUCACUCAACUUUGUCUGGGGCGCCAUGUGCCAGCAGGGAUUCUAUGUGGAUGUGCGCAAUCGUUCGGGUCGAAUCAUUGUCUUCACUACAUUCGUGGCCGCGCUCUUUCUGUUCACUUCCUUCUCGGCGAAUAUUGUCGCGCUGUUGCAGAGUCCAUCAGAUGCAAUUCAGACACUGGGAGAUUUGGGACAAUCGCCUCUGGAAAUCGGCGUGCAGGACACACAAUAUAAUAAAAUCUAUUUUACAGAGUCUACCGACCCGGUGACCAAAAGUUUGUAUCACAAAAAGAUUGCCACGAAGGGAGAUAAUGCUUACAUGCGUCCGGCUCUGGGCAUGGAAAAAAUGCGCACUGGCCUGUUCGCAUAUCAGGUGGAGCUGCAGGCGGGCUAUCAGGUUGUCAGCGAUACGUUUAGUGAGCCCGAGAAAUGCGGACUGAUGGAGCUGGAACCAUUCCAGCUACCUAUGAUGGCCAUACCCACACGCAAGAACUUUCCCUACAAGGAACUAUUUCGACGACAAUUACGCUGGCAACGCGAGGUGAGCCUGGUAAACCGAGAGGAGCGCAAGUGGAUACCACAGAAGCCAAAGUGCGAGAGUGGCGUUGGUGGCUUUGUGUCCAUUGGGCUCACCGAAUGCCGCUACGCGUUUCGCAUCUUUGGCUACGGCACCGCGCUCAGCUUUGCUGUGUUCAUCUGCGAGCUGAUCCGCAGUCACAUCAAGGGCAUCUACAAGAUAUUCAAGGGUUCCAGACGUGUACAGUAUUAGGACACAGUUUAUUGAUCAUUCGAUAGUUCGUAGCUUAGUAAGAAACUUAAACGGGUACGGAUAGCUCCCGCACCACAGCACGUAGCACAUCCGGCGUCUUAAACUGCCAAUUACGGAUGCACUUGCUCACGCGACACCACGACUCGCCAUGUGUGGGCUCU
Messenger RNA from Drosophila navojoa, 1265 nucleotides. Its product is annotated as ionotropic receptor 84a. The record is from RefSeq and is a predicted model, not a curated record. Lineage: Eukaryota; Metazoa; Arthropoda; Insecta; Diptera; Drosophilidae.